UGAGGCUGGAGAACCUAUCAAAAUGGAAGAAGGAGCUGCCGAAUACGAGGAUAGAACCCCGGUCGAGAGCGAAAGCCCACGGCUGGACCUCCCACAGGUAGGCAACAAAGAGAGGGACAGGGAACUACAGGAGUAUAUGAAAGACUGGACCCACACUCGGUGGCCGGAGCACGGGGAGAUUCCCCCCAGCACUAGCACCCCGAGGCCAGGGUCACUGCCGAGGGUGCACAAGCAAAAAGACAAGAGACUGGGGGAAAUACAGGAGCAGGAGGGGCAUGGGACCAGGGGCAAUCAAGAAGGUCGUAGGAGCGAGAGAGGGCACGAGGGUGGAAACAGAGCACGAGGGGCUCCACAUACCACAGGAGGAGGAAAAAGUGAGCCGAGAGACAAUGUGGGGCGGGUGGUCCGUAUAGAGGGGGAUGUGGUGCUCUCCCCAUAUGCUAUCGAGGAGGAUAAGGAAUUGGAGGGUAGGAUUCGACGGCUAGAGGACGGGAUAUCAUACGGCGUGGGCAAAAUGGAUGAAUUGAAAAAUCUCGCAGGUCAAGCGUUCCAAAUGGCGACUGCUGUGAAAAAUAAGUAUGCGCACAAGCCCCGUUUGGGAGAGUCAAAAUCACAGAGGUCGAGAAGAGCACUGAACCAGUCAGCAGGGAAACAUGUGAAGAGCCUGAGUAAGGCCUCAAAAGUCCUAAUAUAUCACAAGCAGAAGAAGAAGCAAGUGAGUUCAGACAUGGAUCUGGACGAACAAGUGGGGACUGAGAGCGAGGGGACUGACACAGACAACGAAGGAAAAGUUGAACAAGACGUCAGUGAGGAGGAAGACUUGGAGCCUAGAGGAGCUAGAUCACUAUGGAGCAGGGCAAGCCUGAAGCCCCCAGUGAGAUUCGAACCUGGUAUCACAGCGUACUUGGCGCAUGCCCGCUCCCAGUCGGAGCCCAGCCUUACUCAGGUUGGGGGGUCACCCCCAGGUCAGAUGAUGCCCCUCAUGGUUAAAGGAAAAGCCCUACAUUAUGCACCCUGGAAUUUCAUGGACCUAACGGGCCUGAUCCAACGACUACCCAACUUGUGUGAAGGGGGGCAGAAAUGGAUUACACAGUUUGAGGAAAAAACAUCAGGACAGCACCUGGCGAUAGGCGAUAUCAAAGCCAUUCUCUGCCAAACAGUGGGCAAGGGACGGGCUGAAGAAAUUUUCGAUGGGGCAGAACACAGGGAUUUGAUAGACGACCCCAAGGCUGACGCCAUCCCGUUUGGCCUGUACCGACAAGAAAUAUGGGAUGCUGUGAGGAGUAUGUUUCCGGCUAAGAUGGACCCUGGGAAGCUCGAAAAUAUAAAACUGAAAGACGAAGAAAACGUGAUAACCUUCAUACAAAAGUUUCAAGAUAAAUGGAGGGAUGAAACGGGUGCCAAAUGGGACGAUUCAGUGGCAAGUGUGGGACUGUUCAAACUGCUAUUGAAGAAGGCUCUCCCUGGGGAGGUACAGAAGAAGUUAGAGGAAGUGGUGGGGCUCAACGCAAUGGAAUGGGCUUCAUUUCUGGCACAUGUGACCCAUCACGUGGAGCAACACAGAAAGCUGAAAAAAGAAGCUAAAGAUGCCACUGAAACCCUAAUGAGCCAACUCUGUAAGGCACAGCUCGGCGAACUGACCAGGACUAAACAGGAAGAGAAGGAACGGAGGAGGGAGCACAUUAAACAAGCGGCAGUAAUGGUGCCCCAUCCACAAGCGUCAGCCCCAGCACAGGUUGACCCUAUGCUGUUGGCCAGUGGAUACCAGGCCCACCCACAACAGCAAGUCCCACACAUAACUACUAUGCUGCACCCCGCCCAGAUGGAUUACAUAUAUCAUAUGAGGGCCCCCAUGCACCUGGGAAUGACACCUGCCUGGGGGAGGGGAUUCGGGAAACCCGGCGACGUUUGAGGUAGUGAUGAGUGUUCCGCUCCCCCAACCCUGCUCGGCCCAGCUAGCUGAACUACGGGCGUUGACAGCUGCAUGUAAUUUGGGCCGUGAUGAGAGUUGCACUAUAUAUACGGACUCAGCCUAUGCUCAUGGAGUCUGCCAUGUGUUUGGACCAAUCUGGGCUCAAAGGGGAUUCCAGCGGGCAGAUGGGUCCGCCGUGACCCACGGGGAAGCGAUUUCAGAUUUACUAUAUGCUAUGACAUUGCCCACAAAAUUAGCUGUAGUGAAAUGCAGGGCACAUAGGACCGAUGACUCCUUUAUCACUAAAGGGAACUCACUGGCGGAUGAGGCAGCUAAGAAAGCUGCCGUAGGGCCGGGGCAGAUGAUGGCCCUAACUCAGCCUGGGGAAAGUCCGAUGCGGCAUCCGCAGGUAGACAAUGUGGCCCACUUGGUGGAGCUGCAGAACACCGCAGGUGUGGCUGAAGUAUCGGCGUGGAUAAAACGGGGGGCGAGAAAAGAGGCGGGUACUGGAUUAUGGCGCAGCAUAGAAGGAUUGUGUAUAGCCCCAGCCUGUUACCUCCCGCUCUUGAUCAAAGAAGCCCAUGGCUUGGAUCACGCCCAUAGGACCGAAACUAUCCGAAAAAUCCGUCAGGAAUGGUGGUCCCCAUUUCUGGCCAGUAUGGUGGACUAUGCGUUGAAAAGAUGUGAAGUGUGUAUCAAGAACAAUGUGCGAAAGAACUUCACUGCUCCUUUAGGACAUAUUCCCCCGCCGACGGGGCCGUUCCGGCAUAUAAUGAUGGAUUAUGUAGACAUGGGAGCAGACAACCGGAAAGAAGGGAAGCGCUACAUUCUAGUAAUAGUAGACCGCUUCAGCAGGUGGGUGGAGGCAGCUGCGACUUCCAAGGAAGAUGCGAGGGCCGUGGCUAAAUUUUUAUGUCGCGAGGUCAUUCCCCGGUUCGGUAUUCCAGAUUUUCUGAGUUCGGACAACGGCACCCACUUUGUGAAUAACGUCAUUGACAAUGUGGCAUCUGCCUUGGGGAUAGAUCAUAAGCUAGGCUGUGUAUAUCAUCCUCAAUCCCAGGGCAUGGUAGAACGAGUGAACGGUACCCUAGUUAAUAAACUGGCAAAAAUAUGCGAGAGCUCUCGCCUGAACUGGGUACAGGCCUUACCACUGGCAUUGAUGAAGAUGCGUUCACAGACCAAUCGUAUGACGCACUUGACUCCUCAUGAAAUGCUUACUGGGCGCCCAAUGCCUAUGGCGUUCACCCGAGGUCCAUACACAGGGCCAUCUUUGGCACAAUUGGAGGACGAAAUGCAGGAUUAUGUGCGAACCCUCACCAAAAUCCAUAGACAUUUGUAUUCACAGGUUCGUGAGGCAGUCCAUGGAGAGAACGAGGUACGGGAGGACGUGCGCCUAGUGGCACCGGGGGACCAGGUAUACAUUCGUGUUUUCAAGAGAAAGAGCCCCCUUGCGGGACGUUGGGAAGGACCGUUCACCGUGGUUGCUGCAACCCCCACGGCUGUGAAAGUAGAGGGGAGGAAUUACUGGUAUCACUUGAACCACUGCAGCAGCGCCGAACCAGAUCUACUGAACCCUGAGGGGUGAGAAGAAGAUGUGAUGAUCCAUACCCUGGGUGUAAGUGCUAGCCUAACCUCUCCCCAAAGGGUGGCUCUCUACAGUACGUAAAGUGCUUGAGCUGAAGACAACCAGCAUACAGAGAGAUACUGCAUACAACAGACUGUCAAGUAUUGUUAUAAAAUGUUAUAAAAUGUUUGUGAUAUGACGCACUCAGGCAUGAGAAAAGUAUAAUGGUGCUGUCGAGCACAUAGUGCUGGCAGGGUGGGAAUUUUUCCUCGUAGGAGGUUUUUUCGCCCACCCCUGACUGCGAAAGACUGGGGUUUGGUUUUUGAGGGGAAGCAAGAAUCUGCAGGUCCCGACAAAUACAAAACUGUGGGCUGACAGGCCUAGUUGAGAAAGAUAGGGACGUGUAGAUCUAAUCAAGUAGUUAGUUACUGUAGUGGC
This is a messenger RNA of Ictalurus furcatus (blue catfish), 3914 nucleotides long. RefSeq lists its product as uncharacterized. The record is from RefSeq and is a predicted model, not a curated record. NCBI's taxonomy places the organism in Eukaryota, Metazoa, Chordata, Actinopteri, Siluriformes, Ictaluridae. The transcript is spliced from 2 exons. Bases 23 to 1912 code for a protein of 629 amino acids.